GAAGCACAAAAAAGAACUGUUUCAGUGUCAAGGAUCACUACAUACAGGCAACAUGACAAACAAGGUGAGGACAUUGCUGGUUCUUCUGCUGAUCAUCCUGAAGGAAACUGGACCAACCAAAGCCUGCAGCAGCAGCUGUUCAUCAGUGUGUUCCUGCAGCUUGAGAGGCCUCAGCAGUGUUCCUCAGGACCUGCCUACAACCAUCACAUGGCUUUACUUGCAAGGCAAUGCCAUUACAACAAUAGGGCAAUAUGACUUUUUUCCAUAUAGGAGUUUGGAAAGAUUAUAUCUAGGACAGAAUCAGAUCUCGAUGAUCCACGUCAGAGCAUUCCACAACCUGACCAGCUUAAUCGUAAUAGACCUUAGUCAGAAUCAACUGACCAGUCUUUCAGCUGACAUAUUUGAGGGACUGGGUAACCUACAGACCUUGGAUCUUUCCUCUAACCAGUUAACAAUCCUCUCAGCUGACAUAUUUCAGGGGCUUGGUAACCUACAGACCUUGCACCUUUACUCUAACCAUUUAACCAAUCUCUCAGCUGAUAUAUUUCAGGGACUUGGUAACCUACAAACCUUGUAUCUUUCCUCUAACCAGCUACCCCAUCUUUCAGCUGAGAUAUUUGAUGGACUUGGUAACCUACAGGACUUGAAUCUUCAGUCUAACCAGUUAACAAUCCUCUCAGCUGACACAUUUGUGGGACUUGGUAACCUACAGACCUUGGAUCUUGACAAUAACCAAUUGACCAUUCUAACAGCAGACAUAUUUGAGGGAGUUGGUAACCUAAAGAGCUUGUCUCUUGACUCUAACCAGUUAACAAACCUCCCAGCUGACACAUUUCAGGGACUUGGUAAUCUAACAACCUUAAGCCUUGCCCAGAACAAGUUGACCAACCUCUCAGCUGAUACAUUUGAGGGACUUGGUGACCUACAGACCUUGUCUCUUUCCUUUAACCAGUUAACAAACCUCCCAGCUGACAUGUUUGAGGGACUUGGUAACCUACGGUACUUGUUUCUUCAACGUAACCAAUUGACCAUUCUCCCAGCAGACAUAUUUGAAGGACUUGGUAACCUAGAGACCUUGUAUCUUCACUCUAACCGAUUGACCAGUCCCUCAGCUGACAUAUUUGAGGGACUUGGUAACCUACAAACCUUGUAUCUUGAUUCUAACCAAUUGACCAACCUUUCAGAUGAUAUAUUUGAGGGACUUGGUAACCUGCAGAUCUUGGACCUUUCCUCUAACCGAUUGACCAGUCUGUCAGCUGACAUAUUUGACAUACUAGCUUCCAUUCAACUGUAUAUUGAUAUUAACAACAACCCCUGGCAGUGUGACUGUAGGAUGCUUCCCUUUAAGCAAAAGAUGAACGGUUCUUAUGCAUUUGAAAGCCAGAUAACCUGUGCUGGACCUGGUAACUUUACUGGGAAAAGCUUACUAGAAGAGGUAAAUCGUGAAGAUCUGAUCUGUGAACAGACGUCAACAGUCUCCUUCUCAACUGACCCAUCUACUGUUGCUGAGGUUUCCACACCAACAUCUUCCACAAAACUCACAGCACACAUUGCUGUCACCUCACCUGACUUGUCUACAGUCAGUUCUUCCUCCCCUUUCAGUAGCACAGGAAAAUCAACACCACUGGCACCAAUGUCUUCCCCAACAUCCAGCAUAACAAGCAACACUGACACUUAUGGCUUGUCUACAGCUUCCCCUUUUGGCCAAACUGUAAAGUCAACAUCACAAACACAUUUGUCUUCCUCACUACCCAGUUCCAGCAUUUCUCGUAGUACAGAGUUAAGCAUGACAGAAAGCAAUGCUGCUCCUUCUUCUGAAUUCUUCUCUCUGCCAGUCUUCCUCAGUGGUUUUCUUGGCGUAGUGGCGGGAAUUUUCCUCUUGGGCAUUGUUCUAUUUGCAAGGUACAUGUACAAGAGGAGGACCAGCAAUCCUCCUGCAGACCAAAGUCCUGGUGUCGUGUUCAGCAACACAAACACCGCGACAGCUACUGUCACAAUCAGUGCUCAAAACCAGACAAGGCAUGGCACUUCACAAACAGAUGAUUCAGCAGAAUAUGAUGAUGUACAUUUGUAGCUAUUCAAUCAGGAAGUUCACAUGUACAUACAGGCCACAGGCAAGAUCGUUACAGUGUUGAAGGAGGUUAUGAGGUCCCACCCCCCUUGAGCUCCCCUCCCCCUAGAAAUGAAGCUGGUCAACAGGUUCACUACCAGAAUGAGUCAGUAGUUAUACAAUAAGCACGUGGUGCUGAUACAGCAAACCACUAUGAACCUCUGAGGUGGAACUGAACAGUGUUAAGUUAGCAGACAACCUGAAUAUAAUUAUAGCAUGAACUUGAUAGGGAGAACCAGAACUGGAAACUUAUAACCUUUUGUUUGCAUAGUA
Molecule: messenger RNA, 2383 nt
Organism: Branchiostoma belcheri (Belcher's lancelet)
Lineage: Eukaryota; Metazoa; Chordata; Leptocardii; Amphioxiformes; Branchiostomatidae
Product: leucine-rich repeat-containing protein 15-like
Exons: 2
Coding region: 53-2074 (673 amino acids)
Cellular component (GO): extracellular matrix
Molecular function (GO): protein binding
Source: RefSeq, a predicted model, not a curated record